AUGAGAGCCCAAAACACCAUCAACAGCGUCCUGAAGGUCGUGGCCGUCGCCUCCAGUCUCGCAGCAGCGACCCCGGUUCUUCCACGAUGGACUGUCGGGGAGGCAGUUGAAACCAGCAGCGGGCCCGUUGAGGGACAUGCUGCCUCCGGCGCAGACCAGGUGUCCGAGUAUCUGGGUAUUCCUUAUGCGCAGCCUCCUGUCGGUAACUUGCGCUUCCAGCCUCCUGCCAAGUAUACUGGCUCUUCGACCAUCAACGGGUCAUCAUUUGGUCAUCAAUGUAUGCAGCCGUCUUCUGGCGGUGUCAGCCUCGACGCGAUCAAGAAGCUUGGGGUUCCAGCUUCAGCUGCUGUGAUUCUACAGGCCGUCACUGAUACUGGCUCUCAGAGCGAGGAUUGCUUAACUCUGAAUGUGUGGACAAAGCCUCAAACUGGUGAUGCCAAGAAGGCUGUGCUGGUCUGGAUUCACGGUGGCGCCUUCACAACUGGUAAAUUAGCUCCGUCUCAAGGUUUUUUUUCCCUCCGCCGCAGUACAAAAACUGACUCAUUUACAGGGAGCAGUAGGACCCAGGCUUAUAACGGAAAGUUCAUCGCAGACUUGAAUGACGUUGUGGUGGUGUCAAUGAACUAUCGUCUCAACGUGUUCGGCUUUCCUGGAAACCCCGCCACCGCCCCAAAUCUGGGACUUCUUGAUAUUCGUCUGGCUCUGGAAUGGGUUCGUGAUAAUGUUGCCAAGUUUGGAGGCGACACCGAGCGCAUCACCAUUUUUGGACAGUCUGCGGGUGGUUCGCUUGUCGACUACUAUUCGUACGCGUACGAGUCGGACCCAAUUGCCAACGGUUUCAUCCCCAUGAGUGGCGUCGCCAACGCGUUCGGUAUCUUCACCAACGAGACUGUGAACUCCAAGUGGUUCAAGAUUUCGUCUGCCCUUGGCUGCGGAGACAGCAAGUCCGAUGCCAAGGCCGUGACUGAGUGCAUGCUUACGAAGACGGCGCAAGACAUCAUCUCAAACGGCCUGGACCCGAAGGAUUCUGGGCUUGGUUCGUCUGGUGGACUGGCUUUCGCACCAGUGGUCGAUAAUGCUCUUGUUUUCGCCGACUACAGUGGACGUCCAUCGGCUGCCGGUGGCUACCUGGUCGGUAACCUGGAGAACGAGGCGGGUCUGUUCAAGCUCGGCGCUCCCGAUAACAACGAGACUUACUGGCUCGGAUUCAACAACAUAGCUUUCACCUGCCCGACCGGAAGGAGAGCGGCACGAGCCGCUGCUGCUGGUCACCCAACCUGGAGAUACAGAUACUUUGGAGACUUCCCCAACAUUGCCAUCACUACGACGCCGCCCAGUGGGGCAUGGCAUGCAUCCGAGCUCCCUGUUCUUUUCGGUACCGUGCCUGAGGCUGCCAUCAAGAAUACGCCUCAGGAGGUAGCCAUUGGCAAGUAUCUGCGAGGUGCGUGGGCUGCUUUCGCCAAGGAUACCAAAGCUGGCCUCCUCGACUACAACUGUCACGGGCCAUGGCCUCAGUACAAACCCAACGACGAGAACACUUUGAACCGCAUUGGGUUCCAGAACGAGACAGGUAGCAACCUGGCUCCUGGUGGCUCGUACGAUGGACUGUGUGCGAUGCUUGGAGUGCCCACCAACAACUGA
Colletotrichum truncatum is the source of this 1641-nucleotide messenger RNA. RefSeq names its product carboxylesterase. Lineage: Eukaryota; Fungi; Ascomycota; Sordariomycetes; Glomerellales; Glomerellaceae. The record is from RefSeq and is a predicted model, not a curated record.